UGGCGUAGAGACGAGAUGACUGUAAACAUGUGAUGGUGCAUAUGGUUUGGUGGUUCAGUUUGUUCUAAGAACCUAAGAUAUAGUCCCACGUACCUAAUGAAUAGAGCAGAGUAUUUGGGAACCUUGAGUAAGUGGAAAUGGCCAGUGUUCGGUGUGACAGCCGCCUUCUUUGGCUCCAUGUACACGUUUGGUUUCAACAGGGCCCUUACGGUUCAUGCAGGCAGCGGAGAAGAAGAAACGUCAAACUCUGUUGGAUUACGAGAUCUUUUGCAGAAAUGGAUCCAUAACUUUGUGCAGGGCCCUAAAGGUUCAGAAAAGCCUCCUAUAAGUCCGAGAGAGGCUAGCGAAAUUUUGCGAAAGAAUGAAAAAAGCGUGAACGUGAAUAUUGGAGCGGUAUCGUACUUUGAAACAAACAGUUUUGCUUCCAAUACACCUUGUGAAGACCGUGCCAACGAAUGGCUGUCAUUAAAAACAAAUGGUACCUCCUUUGGUGUAUUCGAUGGACACGGUGGCUGGCAGUGUGCAGAAAUGGUUAAAAAUCGUUUACCUCUCUAUCUCGCAGUAUCUUUCCUCUCAAAAUCUGAUUUGACCAUCCUGGAAAAAAAUCUCUCGAGACAUUUCUCAAAAGAUGACUUUGUUAGAAUUUUACAGGAGAGGUCACCAGCAGUGGAGAACACCUCUCAGAGCAAUGUUGGUUAUAUUUUAAGUCAAAAGCAAGAAGUUUUUCAAACAGGACCAAAGUACUUUAUCAAAAGCUUGAUAGAGAUGCGUUUUGAAGGUCGAAUGCCUACUCAGGAAUCCCUUAGUUUGGCCUUUACGCAGUUGGAUGACGAUAUUUCCACAGAAGCCAUACCAGUGAAAGUUCUUGAUGACUCCUUUGUUGCUGGAGCUUCAGGGAGUUGUGCAUUAGUAUCAUACAUUGAGGGACAACACAUCUUUGUGGCAAACACAGGUGAUUGCAGAGCAGUCCUUGGAAGUGCAAAAGGGGAUGGCUCUUGGUUGGCUACUCCACUUUCUGUGGAUCAAACAGCUGAGAAUGAUGACGAAGUAAAGAGACUUAGGUUAGAACACCCUGGUGAAGCCUUUAUCUUAAAGAACAGCCGUCUCCUUGGACAACUACAGCCAUUAAGAUCAUUUGGUGACAUUCAAUACAAGUGGGAUAAAGUAACACAUUCGCACGUCCUCACACAGGUGUACGGGGGUCCUAUUGUUCCACCAAAUAUGUACAUUACUCCACCUUAUCUCACUGCAAGACCUGUUGUUACACAUCACUGCUUACAACCCAAUGAUAAAUUCCUUAUCCUUGCCACAGAUGGCCUGUGGGAUGUUCUUAGCAAUGAACAAGCUGUUGGGCUGGUUGCUAAUUUUCUUCAGCAGGGUUGGAAAGAUAAAGAGAAUGCUACAGCUCUGAGUGACAUCACAGAUGCAGGGGAUGAAGUUCUGGAACAAAACGCAGCCACUCAUCUUAUUCGUCAUGCUUUGGGUGGUAAUGACCAUGGCUAUGUUGCUCAGAUGUUGUUGGUUCCAGAGCAAUAUAGACGUAUGUGGAGAGAUGAUAUUACUGUUACUGUUGUGUUUUUUGAUUCCGAUGUCUUAUCCAAGCUGUAGGAGACAGUGGUAAAUUCUUCAGUUUUGUGACAAGUUCCCCAGUUACAUUGAAUGCAAUAGAAAAAUUCCAACAACAAAACUGGGAACUACAGUUACUGAUCAAGAGGAGCUAUGCGUUGAUUUUUUAAUAAACAAUUGUAGUACAUCUUGUUCUUCUUUUUAUUACCCAAAAUGUUCAUCUUUAUUUAAAAAAAAAAAUUGUCUAGAUUUGUCAUUCCUUUUUUUGACUUAAGGUUAAUGGAGCUUUACAUGUGAACAUGAUGACAGGGCAGAUAGUGAUCAUGCUUAUGUAUUAUUAAUGGUCAAUCCUACCUCCUUAGUUUUUAUGUUAGUAGACUUUCUGAAGUUUUUUGAAAAUUUUCCCAGAGGAGAGGGCCUUAUCACAAAAUUCCAGUUUUACUGCUAACUAGGAAUUUAACUAAGCAAGCACAAUUAAAAAGUGGCGGUUAAAAUAUUCACCAAGAAAAAAUAAGUUUCGCUGAUAUUGAUCAUGUCAUCAUUUGCAUUUGUCAAAAAAGUAAGUUUGAUUCUUUAGCAAUUCUAUGCAAAUUUUAAUCUAGGGUAAACAAAAAGAUGGCACUUGGGCAGAACAUGUAUAAUAAUCAGUAAAGAACAUUUUAAGUACUGGGAAUAGUGUCAGAAUUUCUGUGUCUUAAAAUUUAUUCUUGAACUAUGCAGCUAAGUAACCAUGUGAACUAAGGCUGCUUAACACCUUUUUAGUUUGAAUUACAUUUCAAUGUACCUAC
This is a messenger RNA of Stylophora pistillata, 2354 nucleotides long. Its product is annotated as pyruvate dehydrogenase [acetyl-transferring]-phosphatase 2, mitochondrial. Gene Ontology annotation, biological process: protein dephosphorylation. Gene Ontology annotation, cellular component: mitochondrion. NCBI's taxonomy places the organism in Eukaryota, Metazoa, Cnidaria, Anthozoa, Scleractinia, Pocilloporidae. The record is from RefSeq and is a predicted model, not a curated record. Gene Ontology annotation, molecular function: [pyruvate dehydrogenase (acetyl-transferring)]-phosphatase activity.